Molecule: messenger RNA, 6547 nt
Organism: Ailuropoda melanoleuca (giant panda)
Lineage: Eukaryota; Metazoa; Chordata; Mammalia; Carnivora; Ursidae
Gene: ENOX2
Product: ecto-NOX disulfide-thiol exchanger 2
Exons: 14
Coding region: 1402-3351 (649 amino acids)
Biological process (GO): ultradian rhythm
Cellular component (GO): plasma membrane; external side of plasma membrane
Molecular function (GO): RNA binding; oxidoreductase activity
Source: RefSeq, a predicted model, not a curated record
GAUUUGUUUCAGAGUAUAACAAUAAUAAUUCCAUACAAUUUUAUGGAAUUGUCUUUUACAAAAUUGAAAAAAGGGUUUUCAUAUCUAUUAUCUCAUUAGUUCUUCAUAACAAUCCCGUGAAGUGGUCAGCAUAGGUACUAUUGUGUCAAAUUUAUAAACAAGGGAACUUAAGCUCAGAGAAGUUAAAUGACUUGUCCAAGGUAACACAGCUAGAAAGUUGUAGAACUGGAGCCUGAAUCCAGGUUUCCUGAUACCCAGCCCCAAUAUUUCUUCAAUUGUGUCAUGUUUCCUUUCUAAGCGACUAUCUCCUUUUUGUUCCUAUCAUGAUUAUUCUUCAAAUUGGUCUAAAAAUGUGCUUCCGUUUAGCAGAUGAGUAAAACUGAAGCACUUACAGGCAAAGUGCCUUCUUAAGGUCAUCUAUGGAGAGAGGCUUGCAUAUAGCUCUUAGCUUUUCAUCUUGACUUUGAACUAUUUUUAGGUAUACAUAGAUUGUUUUCUAGUGUUAAAUAUAUGCACAAAAGUUGUGUGAUCUAGUGAUUAUAGGUGUGAAAGCUGCAUCUGGGGAAUGGGACUAGAGGUGAAAAGUUGGCUUAAAAUAAUUAGCUUCUUGCCUUUUUGUUAAGAGAUGUCGUGUUCGAUAUAAUUUAAUUUCUUCAUACUUCCUUUGCUUCCAGCCUUUUAAGUACAAUUCUUUAGGGGAAAUUAGCAAAUACUCAUUUUGAAUGUUGAUUUCUCAGGAACAAGGGUAGCUAGAGGAAAGAGAAAGCAGAAGGGUGACUUUUCAUGCUCUAUAAGAGUGGGGAAACAUUAUUUCGUUUGGAGCUAUGAGCUAAGAUUUCUUCUAAGGCAUGCAAAUCGUAAAGUUCUGAUUUGUCAACUGCAUGCUGUUUCUUUAGGCACUGAUGUAUGAAAUCCCGAACGAAUUCUCCGAUGAACAUACUGCUAAUUGCUUCUCCACCUGCUCUCCAACCUCCUCCCCCCACCCCCUCUACUCCCAAUUCAGCCUAUAAGUGUCCGUCAUUGGAGAUGGAUGGUGACACAUGCAGUAAUAGCAAUUCAUAAAAGCCAGUUCCAGCCCUUGUCUUCAAGGCUCCUGGAUUUUCCACUGCCUGCUUUUGUGUAAGUGAAGUGGAUGGAAGUGCUACUGGCAUCAGAAUCCACCUCCUUAUGCUCCGUUGCUAGAGCUCAGUUGCUCGGCUGGAGCUGAGCUAAACAGAAGCAUCGGAUCUAAGCUGAAUUGUAACUGUUUUUCUUUUUCCUCAGUGGGGGGGGGGUGGAUUAGGGGUAGUGUGUAGUGGGGUUUGGGGUGCUUUGGCUUUUCUUUUUGUUGAGAGAAGAGGGUAAGGGGAGAAUAACUCACGGUAGGAUACAACGUGAAACAGUUCCCUGAAGAGUGUCACGAUGUUCCUGGUACAAUAUACAGGAUUGAACCAGCUGCCCUUUGACCCUGCCAACAACAACGAACCCCUGCAGUUUGGUAGUUCCAGUGGCCCUCUGGUCACAGAAGGCCUCAUUGAGAAUGGAGGGGAGUCAAGCAAGAAAAGAAAAAGAACAAAUGCUCCUUCAGCUGAUAAUAGUAGAACUCUGAAUGUGGAUUCCACUGCAAUGACGCUACCUAUGUCUGAUCCAACUGCGUGGGCCACAGCAAUGAAUAAUCUUGGAAUGGCACCACUGGGAAUUGCUGGACAACCAAUUUUACCUGACUUCGAUCCUGCUCUUGGAAUGAUGACUGGAAUUCCACCAAUAACUCCAAUGAUGCCUGGCUUAGGAAUAGUACCUCCUCCAAUUCCACCAGAUAUGCCAGUAGUAAAAGAGAUCAUACACUGUAAAAGCUGCACGCUUUUCCCUCCAAAUCCAAAUCUUCCACCUCCUGCAACUCGAGAACGACCACCAGGGUGCAAAACAGUAUUUGUGGGUGGCCUGCCUGAAAAUGGGACAGAGCAGAUCAUCGUGGAAAUGUUCGAGCAGUGUGGAGAGAUCAUUGCUAUUCGGAAGAGCAAAAAGAACUUUUGUCACAUUCGCUUUGCUGAGGAAUACAUGGUGGACAAAGCCCUUUAUCUUUCUGGUUACCGGAUUCGCCUGGGCUCUAGCACUGACAAGAAGGACACAGGCAGGCUCCACGUCGAUUUUGCACAGGCUCGGGAUGACCUGUAUGAGUGGGAAUGCAAACAGCGUAUGCUCGCAAGGGAGGAGCGCCACCGUAGAAGGAUGGAAGAAGAAAGAUUGCGCCCACCAUCCCCACCACCAGUGGUCCACUAUUCAGAUCAUGAAUGCAGCGUUGUUGCUGAAAAACUAAAAGAUGAUUCUAAAUUCUCAGAAGCUGUGCAGACCUUGCUGACCUGGAUUGAACGAGGAGAGGUGAAUCGUCGCAGCGCCAACAACUUCUACUCUAUGAUCCAGUCGGCCAACAGCCACGUUCGCCGCCUGGUGAAUGAGAAAGCUGCCCAUGAGAAAGACAUGGAAGAAGCAAAGGAGAAAUUCAAGCAGGCCCUUUCUGGAAUUCUCAUUCAAUUUGAGCAGAUAGUAGCUGUGUACCAUUCCGCCUCCAAACAAAAGGCAUGGGACCAUUUCACAAAAGCCCAGCGUAAAAACAUCAGCGUUUGGUGCAAACAAGCUGAGGAAAUUCGCAACAUACAUAAUGAUGAAUUAAUGGGAAUCAGGCGAGAAGAAGAAAUGGAGAUGUCCGAUGAUGAAAUAGAAGAAACCACAGAAACAAAAGAAACUGAGGAAUCAGCCUUAGUAUCACAGGCAGAAGCUCUGAAGGAAGAAAAUGACAGCCUCCGUUGGCAGCUCGAUGCCUAUAGGAAUGAGGUAGAAUUGCUCAAGCAAGAACAAGGCAAAGCCCCCAAAGAAGAUGACCCAAACAAGGAACAGCAGCUGAAACUCCUGCAGCAAGCCCUGCAAGGAAUGCAACAGCAUCUGCUCAAAGUCCAAGAGGAAUACAAAAGGAAAGAAGCUGAACUUGAAAAAGUCAAGGAUGACAAGUUGCAGAUGGAAAAAAUGUUGGAAAAUCUUAAAGAAAAGGAAAGCUGUGCUUCUGUACUGUGUACAUCGAGCCAGGACAGUGACUACCCUCUUGAGAAGACCCUGAACAGCAGCCCUAUCAAAUCCGAACGUGACAUUCUACUCGUGGGGAUUAUUUCCACAUUUCUUCAUGUCCAUCCAUUUGGAGCAAGCAUUGAAUACAUCUGUUCCUACUUGCACCGUCUAGACAAUAAGAUCUGCACCAGCGAUGUGGAGUCUCUCAUGAGCAAGCUGCAGCACACCUUCAGGCAGGAAAUGACCGGGGUCGGAGCCAGUCUGGAGAAGAGGUGGAAGUUCUGUGGCUUCGAGGGCCUGAAACUGACCUGAAUGCCACGGCCUGACAGCCUGGGCUUCUGCAGAUGAAUGUGUGGUGGACAUGCUGAGAAAGUGAUUUGUAUUCGCAAUGGUUUUCAAGUGGGAAGUGCUUUAAAUUUGCCGGGUCAUUCCCGGAAUAUCUUUUGAGUUAAAAUAAGGAUCCUAGAGCAGCACCUCGAGCUACAGGCCCUAAAAAGAAAUGGACUCAGACCCUCAAGCACUGUAAUUUGCUCCCAUUCUGUCAGUGGCUUGUCUCUUUUAUUAGUGAUAUUGAAAAAGGCCUGAGGCUAAAGAGUAUUUGGGGUGUUUUCAGUGUCUGUACUACUGUCCUAGAGUUUGGUAUUUUUUUAAACACUGUUAAUUGAAAUGUUUUGAUGAUUUGUAUGUGAUUUGUGUUUCAAAACUUCUCUUCAGAUUAAUGUUGCUACUGGGAAGAGGAACGAGAGGAGCACUAGGUACUCCAUAACUGAUGUGGUCUUUCCGAUCCCCAGUAAGCCAGUAAGUGAAUAACACAGCAUCUUCUAGAAGGUGCCUGACCAGGCUCACCUUUUAAAAGACAAAGCAUGGUUUGUGGCUUUUUGCAAAAUUACUGUGAACCAAAAGUUGACAAAUGUUCCAAAGUUAUUUUCUCUAAUAUAGCAGAUUAAAAACAUCUAGAUGUAUUCACAGAAAGCAAGUGUCCAGUAUGACUGGCAUGUGUAUGUGCUAUUCAGAAUCACCUUGUAAAUAGUCUGCUUUUAAAGGAGGGCAUGUUUAGUUUUCUGUGAAUUAAAACACGUGUGCGCAUGUGCACAUGCAUGUACACACACAUGUUAGCAGAAGGGAUUCGUUUUAAUAUGCCUUCCCUCUGGCCUUCUUACAAAGUCUGUUGGUCCCUUUUCUUCUGCCGUCAGCGUGUUGAAUUGCAAACCGUGUACUGCUGUAAAUACUAUGUUCACUUCAAGCUGAAUGUUUGCAAACAGUUGAUAUGAGUGUUAGUAGAACACUCCUGGUAAUGAAUGAGCCCGGGUGUGUGAGGUUUCCUGCAAAUAGCUCAGCUCUGCCUGGAGCGCUGAUGGCUGGGGGCACCUCCAGUUCUGUGGUGCCCACCAGCAGUUUGCAAUGGCGGAGUGUACGUGGACCAGUCAGGAAGUCCUGCUUGAUGGAAACGAAAGGGAAAGGAUGAGGCUUUGGGGCUAUUAUCCUGAGGCACAGAUGAUCCUUUCUUCUGUGGUGUUGCUAGUGCCUAUAGUAACACGAGCAUGCCCUCCCUUGAGUCUUGAUUCAAAGUAAAAGAAUGUACUAAGUAAGCAAAGCCAAUGAAGAGUAUUUCAGGAAAAUGCUUUGUAAAUGAGAUGCCGGUAGUGUUCAAAGUUGUAUUUUUCAAAGAUAAAUAUUCCUUUUUUAUACCUCAGUUUGGUGUUCUGUUUUGAAUUACUUGUUCUCUAAUCCUUUAGUGAAUCAUCUCGAUUUCUUCUUUGGACUACCAGGAUGUUGAAAGAAGAUGCUAAACCUUCGCCUUGACAACUAGCAAUAGGGCCCCACAGCCGCUCAGUCAUGCUGAAAGCUGGCUUCCCCCUGAAGCACGCAGCUGUGGCGUGAGCAGGGAGCUACAGUUCUGUUUCUAGCCUCCUCCCUGAAGCCACGCUGGCUUCUGCGCUACAGAAGCCUUGGCUUUGUCAGUCUCAGAGGUUCUGGAACGCCUUAUUUUAAUAACAUCUUUGAAAUCAAGGGAAAUUUGCCACUGAUCAAUUAUUUCUUAUUUAAAUAAGUUAAAUACCAUGAAAUUGUAAAACAACAGAUUUUAAAGCAGCAACUGUUACACCAAGGCCUCUUGCUGUCCUUCACUUAAUCAACUUGUGCUACAAAUGGUCUCUUUCUAUUAUGCUGGCCAGUUGAGUCCAGGUGUACUCCUCCCAGCCUGCUUGAAUACACUGGUUGUGAAGGUUAAGUUUGUGUGUCAAGCUGGCUAGGCUAUAGUGCCCAGUUGCUUAAUCAAACACCAGUCUAGACGUUGCUGUGAAGGUAUGUUUGAAAAGGUAUCAUUAAUAUUGAAACUGGUAGACUUUGAAUCGAAGCAGAUUGUCCUCCAUAAUGUGGCUGGACCUCAUCUAGUCCAUUAAAGACCUGAAGUCCUCUGAGGAGAGAGGAAUUGUGCCUCCAGAUUGCCUUUGGAUUCACGACUGUAGCAUUAACACCUGCCAGAAUUUCCAGACUACUGGCCAGCUCUACAAAUUUCAAAUUUGCCAGCCCCCACCAUCACAUGAGCCAAUCCUUAAAAUAAAUUCGUGUGUGUGUGUGUGUGCGUGUGUGUGUGUGUGUAUACACAUCUGACUGGUUCUGUUUCUUUGGCGAACCCUGACUACUAUGCUAGUCCAAAGUUGUCAUAAUGUGUAAAAAUAAAAUCCAUUUGCAUUAUAUUACAUAAUCAAAUUGCAGCACAUACCAUCUCACAAUUCUUCCCAUCCAUUAUAGAAAUAUAUUAAUGAAGCUAUUUUGCCUUGCAACUGCUCAGUGCUAUUUAUUCUAUCUAUUGUUCUUUAUUCUGCUUAAAUUUUGAAGUAUUACUGUUUUGUUAUUUUUAGGAGAUCCAAUAGUUAGAUUUUUCCAGAUAAUAAUGAAUAGAAGCAUUUUUAAAUUUUACAAAUGGUUGUUUUAUCUCUCUUUCCAGUCCUGUGACAUCUAUAGUUCUGAUUCUUUAAUGUUACCAAGUUGCUUGUUAAAUGUUCUCAGUGAAAAUGAAAUAGUUUUCAGAGCAAACUAAGCACUUACCUAUGUUCUGGUUAUACAGAGUUUUGUUCUUAAUUGGGCCGAAAACUGUAUGUUUUUCAUAGAAUGCAGAAUAAACUAUAUCCCUUGAAAAGACAGCAUAGAUGUGCAAGACCUUUGACUCACCUGCUGGAACUGGGUAAGCCCUUGGGAUUCUUAGCUGUCUUGGACCAUCUCUCAGACCCAGAUUCACUUUUCACCACAAUCGCUCCCAUCUGCUGAGCGCCUAUUAUGCUGUCCUGCCCCCUACAGUCACUUCCUGCCUGUGUGUCAAGUUACACGGACACAAUGAGAGCUUCAAUUUCCUUAUGGGUAAAUUUCAGGAGAAAUAAUACCUGAUAGUGGUGGUAAAGAAUCAUCAAGAUAGCAUGUGAAAAUUGCCCAGCCAGUGCCUGGACCAUAGUGAGUUCACAAUAAAGAGUUAUGAUUAGGAUUCAGCCAAAAAGAAUUAUAAGCUAUG